This is a messenger RNA of Sphaeramia orbicularis (orbiculate cardinalfish), 2314 nucleotides long. RefSeq names its product UEV and lactate/malate dehyrogenase domains (gene uevld). Lineage: Eukaryota; Metazoa; Chordata; Actinopteri; Kurtiformes; Apogonidae. The transcript has 12 exons. Gene Ontology annotation, biological process: pyruvate metabolic process; lactate metabolic process; protein modification process. The record is from RefSeq and is a predicted model, not a curated record. The coding region runs from base 97 to 1509 and encodes 470 amino acids. Gene Ontology annotation, molecular function: L-lactate dehydrogenase (NAD+) activity.
CUUGAAAGUUUGCGGAAGUUUAAGCAAUUAAUAGAAAGUCAGGCUUCAAGACGAAACCGGUAGAAAGGCUCUAAGUAGAUUUUUGUAUUCUAAUAGAUGGACCUGAACUCGGAGAAGAUACAGCGGAUCCUUUCUAAGUACAAAUUCCACGAUGUUGCAAUUGAAGAGCUUCAGAAAAUCCAUCGCAUCUUCCCAGGGAUGACACCAGUCCCGGGCACAUACACAUUCAGUGACAGCACCCAAAAAGAUCUUCUGAAAUUAAUCGGUAACAUUCCUGUCCAGUAUGAAGGUCACACCUACAACUUUCCAGUUCAGUUGUGGCUCAUGGACUCAUUCCCCUUCACUCCUCCCAUAUGUCUCCUAAGACCUACUUCCAACAUGGUCAUUAGAGAGGGCAAGCAUGUGGACACCAAAGGACGGAUUCACCUGCCUGCCCUACACAACUGGGAUUAUCCAAAGUCAUCCGUGGUGGGCCUUCUAAAAGAGAUGAUUGCCAAAUUCGAGGAGGACCCUCCACUGUCUACAAAGUCCACAGACGACAACAAAGACCCUCAUAAGCUUCUGUCAUUUGUGUCUAAUUUCCAAAUUAAUGAUGGUGGGAUCAGACAGUACAAUCAACCAAUCAAUAAAGUCUCAGUCAUUGGGGGUGGAGAUUUGGGAAUGGCAUCAGUGAUGAGCAUCAUUUCAAAGUGUGAUGUGGAUAAACUUGUUUUCAUCGACGUUGCUCAGAGUUCCACCAAAGGAGGCAGCACAGAUCUGGAAAUUUUCAGUCUGCCAAAGGUUGAAGUAUCCAGAGAUUUGUCAUCCUCUGCAGGAUCCAGAGUUGUCGUGGUGACUGCGAAUGCCUGGAGCAGCGAGCAGUCGUACAUACGGGUGGUCCAGACUAAUGUUGAUAUGUACAGGGGUAUCAUUCCAAAUCUGGCCCGUCUCAGCCCGAACGCAGUAAUGGUCAUUGCUUCACAGCCAGCGGACAUCAUGACUCACAUCGCCUGGAGGCAGAGUGGUCUGCCUCCGACUCAGGUGAUCGGAGCAGGGUGUAACCUGGACUCAGAGAGACUCAGUCAUGUUUUAGAUAUUAACCUGAAUACUCACAAACAAGCCUGGGUUAUAGGAGAACUGUCAGACAACAAAGUUCCUGUGAUGAGUAACACUGGGCUGAACAGCAGCACACACACUGAGAUUGCCCCAGGAUCCACCUCUACCAAACCUUUGUUGGACAGAGCCUUUGAAAUGAUUAAGAAUCGAGGACAGCGUUCGUGGUCAGUGGGUUUGUCCGUUGCUGACAUCACAAACAGUAUCCUGACCAAUAAGAUGAAGAUCCACUCCGUCUCCACAUUAGCCCAGGGUUGGGGUGGCAUCAGUGCAGAGGUCUUCCUCAGUCUGCCGUGCUUUCUGGGAUCGAAUGGUUCCACACGCCUUGCAGGAGUGCCUCUGGGACCAGAAGAGGACUCCAAACUCAGGGAAAGCGUCACCUCCCUUUGUGACCUCAUGACUCAACUUAUGAUAUGAAUGUUACUCAGCUCGGACCAGUAGCUUUAGUUGACUGGCAUGGCUUUUCUCCAGUCAAUACCUCAGCUGUCCAGAAGUUGAAUGCAGUUACAGUGAACUACUUGCACUUAAUAGUUUUGAACUAAGAAGGUUAAAGCUUAACUAGAAAACACUCCCCUAAUGUUGUUCACAUUUGGUGUAUUCAUAAAGAUUGCUCUUCCCAUAGACCUCUGAUAUAAAACAAACAUAAGUUACACUAUUGAGUUGCAUUUUAUGUAUUUAAAUACACCAGCAUAAUGUAAAGUUAGUCGUUUGAAUGUACAUGAAAGUGAGGCCGUAACGCUCUAUGCCAACAUAUCUAACCCAGUGACUGUUAGAGCCGUUAACCAUUUUAAUCUAUUUUGUCACAAAUAACUCUGAUUAAUCUUUUACCAAAGAUGCAGUUACACUUAUAUUCAUCUUUUACCAAUUGUUAAAAUUUGUCUAUGCAAUCUUUUUUUUUUCUGUUAAUCUCUGUGUAUUUGUUGUUGGGAAAAUCCAGGUGUUGAAUAAAGUAUAGGGCAAUAUGCAAUACAGGAUAUUGCGGGUGAACCAGGUGAUUGCCUCAUUAAUGAAGGACACUCAAAAAAAAAAAAUAUAUAUAUAUAUAAAAAUGACAUGCGUAUAUAAUUCCUGUUUUAAUUGUAUUUCUAUGCCUCCCUGACUAAACUGUGUUAGCUCUCUCCAUUGUUUACUUUGAAAAUGCCUUUGCACUGCUGGAUACCUAAGACUAUGUACAGGGAGCAAUAUAACAUGACAUUGUGUGUGCAAUAAAUAUCUAAAACCA